Molecule: messenger RNA, 1704 nt
Organism: Aspergillus nidulans FGSC A4
Lineage: Eukaryota; Fungi; Ascomycota; Eurotiomycetes; Eurotiales; Aspergillaceae
Product: acyl--CoA ligase
Exons: 1
Coding region: 1-1704 (567 amino acids)
Source: RefSeq, a predicted model, not a curated record
AUGAGCCAGAAAAUCUACCGAUCACCUUUCCCCAACCUUGAGAUCGAGUCGGUCGACCUGGUCUCCAAGGUCUUCUCGAACCCGUUCGAUACUCCCCUUUCCCGUCCCAUGUAUAUCGAUGCCCUCAGCGGAGAACAGUACACGUACGGGGAUGUCAUCCAACGCACGCGGUCCCUGGCGAACGGGCUGCAACAGCUAUUCGGUCUCAGGGAACACGAUGUCGUCGCUCUGUUCAGCCCUAAUACGAUCGACUAUCCCAUUGCCUGCCACGCUAUCAUCGGGUCCCUGGCCGUUGUGGCCCCUACUAGCGCGGCACUUACGGCUCAGGAACUACACGCUCAGCUGAAGACCAGUCGGGCACGAUUCAUCAUCGCCCACUCGUCGCUUCUUUCUACUGCAAGAGCAGCAGCAAAGGGCACCUCGAUUGAGAAAGUCAUCGUCCUCGACGGCCAAUCAUCUGCACCCGGCCACCUCACCUGCCAGCAAUUAGCGAGCACCUAUGCCCCCACCGCACUCCGCCAAAUCCCUGCUCACGAAGCCGGGUCGCGAAUCGCAUUCAUCUGCUUCUCCUCGGGCACAUCCGGGCCAGCGAAAGGCGUGAUCACCACCCACCGAAAUAUUACAUCGAACCUUCAACAAUGGCGCGCCCAACUCCUCGACUCAGGCUCCGCAGCUCAGCGGGUCGACCGCACCGCCGCGAUUGCCUUCCUCCCCUUCAGUCACAUUUAUGGGCUGAAUUUAUACAUGUGCCAGUGUCUAACGUGGGGCACGCCUGUGGUGAUCCUCCCGCGUUUCGAUCUUGACACGUACCUCUCGUGCGUUGAGAAAUACAAGCCGCAGGAGCUGGCGCUCGUGCCUCCAAUCGCACUCAUGCUGGUCAAGGAUGAUCGAAUCCGCAAUUACAAUCUGCGCAGCGUACGGCGGAUUCUCUCCGCCGCCGCACCGCUGACAAUCGAGCUCUCGUCGGCGCUUGAGACCCGAUUUAAGGAUAUCUUUGGAACGGAGGUCUUCUGCACGCAGUCGUGGGGACUUACCGAGACCUCGCCAAUCGCAACUGGAAUCCCGAAUGAUCGAAUGGACAAGAGAGGUGCCGGCGUAGGUUGUAUUGUGCCAAAUAUGGAGUUUCGUUUCGUUGAUCCGGAGACGAUGCUCGACGCGGACGUGGGCAAGGAUGGAGCCAGCCAACCCGGCGAGAUCUGGUGUCGUGGACCGAAUGUUACACCGGGAUACUAUAAUAACUUGGAGGCAACGAGGGGUGCGUUCCACGUGGAUGACGAUGGAGUUUCGUGGUUUCGUACGGGCGAUAUUGGCGUUAUUGACGCUGAGGGAUAUAUUACCAUACAGGAUCGGAUCAAGGAGAUGAUCAAGUACAAGGGCUUACAGGUCAUCCCGAGCGAGCUGGAGGGUAAGCUUGUUGAUCAUCCGGAUGUGGUAGACGUCGCUGUUAUUGGAGUCUGGGUGGACGCAAGGGCGACAGAGUUGCCGACUGCGUUUGUUACGCUGCGGCAGGGUAUUGACGAGAGGGGAGUAGGAAAGGUCAUUGAAGAUAUUCAUCUCUGGUUCAACGCUAGGGUUGCGAACCAUAAGCGGUUGCGAGGAGGCAUAUAUGUGGUAGAGAAUAUCCCAAAGAGUCCGAGCGGGAAAAUUCUGAGGCGGGUGUUGAAGCAGCAGUUAAAGGAAUCAGCGGCGAAGGCUCGGUUGUAG